This is a messenger RNA of Scutellospora calospora, 1022 nucleotides long. Lineage: Eukaryota; Fungi; Glomeromycota; Glomeromycetes; Diversisporales; Gigasporaceae. The record is from the annotation of a GenBank genome assembly.
AUGACUAAUUUAGCAGUGUCAAAUUAUGAGAGCUUUGCAAAUUAUGCAAUGCCACAACUUGGUUAUGAAGUUGAAGAUUUCCAAUAUUACACGUGGGAAAUAACCAAUUGGACAAAUUUAGAUAACUAUGUGACAAGUCCUGAAUUUUUUGCUGGAGGUUUGAGAUGGCGCAUUUUGCUUUAUCCUUCUGAAAAUGAUUAUGUAUCAAUUUAUUUGGGUUGCGUUCCAAAUGGAGCUCCUAAUGGUUGGCACUCUUGUGCACAGUUUGCUCUUGUUUUAUGGAAUCCAAAUGAACCAACAUUAUAUGAUUUUAAUCAUACAUAUAAACGUUUUACUGCUGAUGAAACAAAUUGGGGAUAUCCUCAAUUUUGUCAACAACGUGAUCUCUUUGUCCCAAAGGAAAAUAAAACUCGUCCUCUAAUCGAAAAUAAUAGGUGUAAUAUUACUGUCUUAAUUCGUAUUAUAAAGGAUCAAACUGGCUUUCUAUGGCAUAAUUUCACAAAUUAUGAUUCAAAAAAAGAAACCGGUCAUGUUAUCUUAAAGAACCAGGGAACAACAGGAUAUCUUAAUGCAGCACUGCAAUUAUUAUUUAGCAUAACCUCUUUUCGUAAGGCAGUAUAUCAAAUCCCUACGGAGAACGAUGAUCCAACUAAAAGUGUUCCAUUAGCAGUACAAAGAACUUUUUAUCAAAUGCAAAUUUCAGAUAUUUCAGUUGAAACAACGGAAUUAAUUACAUCUUUCGGAUGGGAUUCAUUAAACUAUUUUAUGCAACAUGAUAUCCACGAGUUUAGCAGAGUACUGCAAAAUAAUUUAGAGGAAAAAAUGAAGUCAAAUGCAGAUAACGCUAUUUCCAAAUUAUUUGCUGGCAAGAUGAAGAGUUAUAUUAAGUGUAUCAACGUAGACUAUGAGUCUUCUCGUGUCGAGGAUUACUAUGAUAUUCAACUUAAUGUACGGGAGUGUAAGAAUUUAGAUGAUUCUUUCAUGAAUUAUAUACAAGAAGAAAUUUUGGAAGGAAAUAAUAA